Colletotrichum truncatum is the source of this 711-nucleotide messenger RNA. RefSeq lists its product as uncharacterized. The record is from RefSeq and is a predicted model, not a curated record. Lineage: Eukaryota; Fungi; Ascomycota; Sordariomycetes; Glomerellales; Glomerellaceae.
AUGUGGCAAAAACUCACUCUCCUUCUCUCUUUGACCCUCCUCCUUCUCGCGAGUGUGAGCUUUGUUGACGGCGCAAGCGGCAUCGCGACUAAACUACAAAACAAACGCGGCAAUGAACCAGACCAAGCUCCGACCUUCAAAGUGAAGAACCCAAAGAUCUCUCUUGGCCCUCAUCUCGCCCCGGCCACAUUCCCCCAUGACAACCCCUUCAACCUCACCGAGCAAGAUGCCCUCAACCUUGACAUCAAGAUAAUCCCCGUCGACAACGAUCACUGGGAUGCUCUUGUCAGAAGCACCGGGCUCGAUGAAAGUACUACCGGCAAGAACGGCAACAGACUUAAGCAAGCUCAUCAGCGAGAGUUCAACCCACCUGAUCCCACCGAUUGGUGCACUCCCAAUAAGAACACUAGCCAGUGUAUGUUCGGCGCCUGGUGCCAUUCACAGAGCAACAUAAACGUUCCCAACCGUGCUUGGGUCUUCUACAACGACUGCGAGCUUACCGGGGACUUGCAUCCCUGGCAGUGGAGCGCGUGGAUGGACAUAUACUCAGGCCUUCCCUGGGUCACCAUUUUCUACAUAAACCCUACGCGCUGGCCUAUUCUUAAAUAUGCUGGCCGCAAGUGGGAUGGCUGGUCUAAAGGUUGGGAGAUUUACUAUCCUUACCGCACGAAUGGCAUCUAUUACUACCGCCGCUACUUUGACUGCUCCUAA